Chlamydomonas reinhardtii is the source of this 1139-nucleotide messenger RNA. RefSeq lists its product as uncharacterized. The coding region runs from base 35 to 544 and encodes 169 amino acids. The transcript is spliced from 3 exons. The record is from RefSeq and is a predicted model, not a curated record. NCBI's taxonomy places the organism in Eukaryota, Viridiplantae, Chlorophyta, Chlorophyceae, Chlamydomonadales, Chlamydomonadaceae.
UUUCUCGUGCAUAAGCAGGCAGCUAUAAGCUGUGAUGUUGCUCAGUCGGGGCAGUUGCACAACAUCGGGCAGGGCGUGGUCGGCAACUGGAGCUGCGUGGCUGCUGGCAGGCGGCUGGCUAAGCUGGGCCGGGGCGUGCAUCGUCACCUGCCUGACCUUCGGCAUAGAGCGCGUGUUCAAGCCCGUGGCUCUACUGGUGGCCAUUGUGUGGGCCGCAGAUGUGCUGGGCCCUGUCGGAGGGCCUGAUGGCGUUCGGCACUCUCAAGGUAGCCGUGUUGCGAGCCCUUCCACAUCGGCGUCUGGCAGCAUCAGCCGCUUCUUGCCGCCUUCCCGCCGUCGGAGCGGCGGGGGAAGCUGGAGCCUGGCGACCACUCUCGGUGCGGCCAUUGGUGGAGGCUUGACCGCCCUUGCCAUCACCGUGGGCUUGGGUCUGGCUAUCGGCGGGGGCGGCAAUGAGGUGUCGCGCAACAGGGACAGCCGCCGCCGCUGCAGCAUGAGUGGCGGCGAGAAUAGCCAGAUGUGCGGCGCGCUGCCCAGCGGUUAAGCACCCUGACAGCCAGAGUGGUGCGAGCACGACGUUACGGGGCGGACGGCAGGCAGGGACGGAGUUCAGUUUGUGCGGAUGCCUGGGGAUUUGGUGGCUCAAACAUGUCGCACAGACCGUGUCGAUUGUCAAGCUGUGCUAUGGCCUAAUCGCCUGUUGCUACAGAUAGAGGCCUUCGUCUGAUACGGGCUUGCGUGGUUGCUGUUACUCGGCAACGUGCCUGAUGGCGGCUAAUUGCUGGUUCACUUCCCUUUGUUCCUGAGAGGCCACGCAUGUGGUGCGCCAUGAUUGGAGUACAGGAGUUGCGGCGACGGUGUAUGCCAGCAGACAGUGGCGGCGAUGGUUAGUCCGGGUGCAGCGACCGGUGCCGUCACCGCGUUUGCCGUGGUGCCGUGUUGGAGUGUGUCCGUAGUGCCGUGCUGGAGAUUCGGUUGUCGACGUGCUUGAAAUAACGCAACAUGCACAAGCGAACAUGACGUUGUAGAGCCGAGGCCGUUGUAUCAUGGCAUCGAAGCUGCUUUGCCACCCGCUCUAGUGCUGCUGGUGGACGUAAGUGUUUGGCUCCGCCGCCUCUGCCCACGUGUACGACACCUCA